This is a messenger RNA of Hydatigera taeniaeformis, 2250 nucleotides long. The record is from the annotation of a GenBank genome assembly. NCBI's taxonomy places the organism in Eukaryota, Metazoa, Platyhelminthes, Cestoda, Cyclophyllidea, Taeniidae.
CCUUCAGCCUCUCUUUCGCGUUCUGCCACUCUCAUGAAUUCACCUUACCAUGCUGCGGUUGGGGAUGAGGACACAAGUCUUGAACACCUUGUGUCACGUCUUCGUUGUCUCCUGGUGCCUCGGCAACCAGGCAUCCUCCGUUCCAUAACCUCCGCUUACACCCUGACGCGUUUCACUGAGGUGUUGAAUAGCUUCGCCGCUAAUGCAGGUACCAUUAGUGGAGGUGUUGGUUCAAGUGAAAAAAGUAGGGUGGCUCUCGCCAGCGUCAUGGGCUUGUGUCGACUCUCCUCUGUUGGUCUCCGUUAUGUUCAUGCCCUCCGAAUGGCUAGUUCAGAUAUUCCUGAACAAUUUUCUGCUUUCCUGAUUGCUCUUUGUCGCCGGCUUGAAGUGAUGCCGCGUCUCCAUCAACCCAACACCUUUACCAACCUUGCAAUGGAUGGCAACACUACAAACGGCGCCAGUGGCAAGGACGGGUGCAAUGGUGGCGUGGGUGUUCACCAGUGGAACCCUGAUUGUAUGAUGGAGAUGGAUCGUGACGCACUAGCUGAGAACUCAUCAUGGCUACUCUCAUUAGGCUGGCUUGACCGCUCCAUGUUUGAGUCCACUUGGAAUGCUCUGCUAGCAGUGUGCACUCCACCACCAUCGUCAUUUCCAUCCCCAUCUUUGGAAGCGGAGAUGGGAGAGAAUCCUUUCGUGAACAGCAAAGAGGAACUGGUGGAAGUGAAUCACUGCCGCGUUCUGGGUCUUAACGCUCUGACUCGUCUCCUUCUCAACGCUGCGCAUCGUCCACGACCUGGUGACCCGUUGAACAGUUCGCCACUGCAUCAGCCGCGUCUUUCCCUGCCUCCGCAGUUCAUGCACACUCGACUCGGUGGUAGAAUCGGACAUGUGUUGAGUCGUCUGGAUCAGGAAGCAAAUGCGUGGUUUUAUGACAUUCCGUCGACCAGCGCAGUGAUCGGAUGCGACGCUGGCAAGUCAGAGGAAUGCCUGUCCUGGCUCUCCACCAAUUUGGAUCUUCAGCAUCCGGCGGAUUUAGACUCGCCGGCCAACCAAGUUCCAAUUGAGUGUUUAGUGAAGUGGAUGCUUCAUUCACUUAAUGAGCCAAUGGGCUUCGAAGCAGACACCAUCUUUUCUUGCCUCCAAUCUCUACGUUUGGUUCAUCACGCUUGGCUUCGUCCUCUCGAAGAGCGACUUCUCGACAGGGCUCGGGGUGUAGGUGAAUCAGGGAACUCGAAUUCCACGUCUAGAGCAUUCACCUUAUCCUCUCAGCGGAAUAAGCUUAUUCAAUUCUUCAAACGUGGUGUUCGAUCUUCGUCUUCUUCCGACUUUAUUUCUCAUCCUCCGCUAGCUUUCGGCGAAUCAAUUCUUCUCACUGGAGUUCUCGAUAGCGAGGAUAAGGCUUACAUGGACCCCAUAACGGAGACAGAAAAUGCCGAUGAAUCGCCUUUGACGGUCUCAGAGACUAUACCUUCCUUGGAUCAGUCGGUACCCUCAUUGUCAGUUCUCACUGCAGUGGUCAAGUCUGCAGUUCUUUGCAGUGAUCUCUUUACCACUAGGGAGCAGUUCCUCUGGCUUAUUGGUUGCUUACAGGCCGUUUAUCAGAACUUGCCCCUCAUUGAAGAGGGCUUUGAGGCACCGAUCUACGUUUGGCUUACCACGGGCUUGGCUCGAUGCACCGCUGUAUUGGAAGCCACAAUGCUACCGGCAACGGAGUUUGACGCGACCCCUUCGUUGUUACCAAAUAUGGAGGCAGAGGGACUGGAGGAAGCAACGACUGUGGCUCCACAACAGCAUCACUCGGCACCCAUUCUUCUGAAUUCAAAUUUGCAGGCUGCGGUGUCAGUGACCACUGUUGCACUGGAGUCAACGGCAGCAGUGCCACUGCAGGAUGCAGGCCUACGCGCCGCAAUGGAUUUACUUCAAGCCGCUCUUCUACUUCGCGCAACACGACACCCUGCGCUACAACAGCCAACGCUGCUAGCAAAUCCGCCGACCGGUUCGCCACUACUCAACUCCUUGUUGAUACAGGUCUGUCACUACUUGGACAGUCGGCUGGAUAACCUAUUCGAGUCUGACGCCACCUUGGAAAAACGUUGGUUACUUGCGAAGGACACUGGCGUUGGCCCCCUCCGGAUUGCUGGGAACAGUGGUGUCUCAAUAAUCACAGCCGGACUUGUCCGAAGCGCCUCGAACUCUGUCUCCUCCAGUCGCAAUAUCAGUUCUACCCUUAAUCGGGCUGGUAGGUUGUGA